AUGACAUCGACUAAUCAGGGGAGCACGAAGGCACGACCAGGCUCAAAAGCUGUCUGAUGAUGCGUUUGCGAGCUGGACCAAGGCUGGUCCUUGCUGCUAUGGCAAACCCUAUGCAUUCAUCCUACACACAUCCACCCCUACGGCAAUCGGCAGACUCACCUGAGCAGCAUUUCAAGCUCCGACUUCUAGCGAGACCUCAUGGGGAGAAGGACGGGGGAGGUGAGGUCUAACCGCUGCCCCAAUGAUACAACAUCGACAGCAGCAGCAGCCAUGAGUGAAUGAAUUCUCGAGCUUCCCUUCUGCUGUUUCUACUCACUCGUGCUCUCGAACAAGCUGUGCACCAUGGAAAAGUUCUCCUCAUUCCUCAAACCACACCGAUAUGUCUCGCUCACCCAAGACUCACAAGCCUCAGACUCCAUGGAGAAACUGUUAGAACCACAGGAACUCGAGGCCCGGAUACGUCAUGGACGAUCGGGCGUGCUGCUGACGUGGUGCCGAGCAGCAUACCUCCUCAUAGCUUGGGUCUUGACAGCUUCAUUGGCAAGCCUGUGGCUGAAUGCGCUUGUCAAUCCUUCUGACCUCAGAGGGAUUGAACUGAAGGAUCUCGAAUUCAAGGCCGCUGAAAGCUGGAUUGAGCGAGACAUUGUCAAAUUCACCGGCACACCCAUCUUUGAGACACAAGAUAUCGUAUACAGAGAGUACAACCGAGAUUACAAGCAAUACCUUGGAAAUUCUACCGAAGCCCGGGACAAUUGGCAUGAACUACUGCGUGAUCGAUACUUUCUGGUCACUGAAGACGAAAUGAAAGCCAUCUAUCCGAACAACUAUAAGGAGUACUAUCACACCGCGCUGGGGUGGUGGAUUGGACUUGAUGGAUUUCAUAUCCUGCACUGCGUUUGGGUAGUGGGCAAAGCACUCGACCAGGCCAGAUCUGGAAAGGCCGAGGACAGCGAGUAUCAACGUUAUCACGAAGACCACUGCCUAGACAUUAUUCGACAAUCAGUCCAAUGCAAUAUGGACCUGACUCCCAUACCCGAACGCAGAUGGCACACCACUGAGCAUCAUUUCAUCGACUCGGAUCAAAAACACGUCUGCCGGAACAUAUGGACCUUGCGCAAAUUCCUGGACGUGCGACAAAACCGAACCAAACAACUCAUCGCCGAGUACGAAGAGCGAGAGGGCAAGCCCUGGGUCGAAGAAGACAGUGCCAUGGGUGUCUUUGGCUUUCCGGAAUGGAAAGGUGAGAUGAAGGAUUAUCGACCUCCUUAUCUCGUAGAAAAGCUGUCCGAGUGAGUGAGUGAGUGAGUGAGCGAGUGAGAGAGUGUGUGUCUGAGAGAGUGUGAGAGUGUGUGAGAGAGAGAGAGAGUGUGUGUGUGUGGGUGUGGGUGUGUGUACCUGUGUGUAUACCUGUGGACUUGUGGGCAGUGAGAAAGAUCCUGCCAACCUUGCUGCUGCUGCUGCUGCUGCGAACCUCUUCAGAACCCGAUUUUGACCCGAUCUUGCCUCGAUUUUGCAUACAUCUCGUCAAGUACCUGGUAACUUACUUUAGAGAAGAUACCUUAUAUACCAAAAAGAAAAACUCCAACUCC
Molecule: messenger RNA, 1589 nt
Organism: Sphaerulina musiva SO2202
Lineage: Eukaryota; Fungi; Ascomycota; Dothideomycetes; Mycosphaerellales; Mycosphaerellaceae
Exons: 5
Coding region: 343-1293 (316 amino acids)
Biological process (GO): mycotoxin biosynthetic process
Source: RefSeq, a predicted model, not a curated record